AUGGAGAGGUCAAACACUACAAAUAUAGGGGAAAUAUUCCUACUAUACUCAAGCCAUUGUCUACUUCCAGCUACUCUUUUAAUCACAACCUCAAAGCGAUCAGCGCUCCGGUACCUCUACAUCCCAUGUUCAAUCUGGAUUCUGCAUCGCGCUAUACAAUUAGCCUCAGCUCUCGGUCCAGGGUUUAUAUGGUGUGAAUUCGCUCGAUUAUUCGUGACAGUCUUUUUUCAAGCUCUCAAUAUACUCUUCUUCAACCCGAGAGAUGGCUCCGAUAUCCCCAGCAGCGGCGGACGAGUGCUUUCUCUCUAUUACGUGGCCAAGAUUCUGACUCAGCCUCGUGGUAUCAACACAUCAUGGGAAAGUAAAAAUGCUCCAUCACAGCCGACUUAUUAUGGGGAGAGGACGCCAUCUAAAACUCGGUUUUUGAUUCGUCAGGUGGCUAUUUCUACGUGGCAAUAUCUAGCUCUUGAUUUGUUUUCUACCUUGGCAGUAGAACAGGCUAAGUUGAAGCAGAUUAACCAUGAAUCUAUGCCAUUGAAUAUUCAGUGGUAUCUUCCGGUAGAUCAGUGGAUCGAGCGCAUAGUCUCUAAUAUUGUGGCUGGAUUUGUCGUCAGCCGCAUUCUUAUUGAUUUUCAUCACCGUGCCUUUUCUGUUUUCACUGUGGGACUGGGCUUCGAAUCUCCUUCUGAUUCUCCACCGCUCUUCGGAAGAGCUGUGGAUGCGUACACUUUACGAGGGUUCUGGGGAAAGUUCUGGCAUCAGCUAAUACGGCAACCGCUCACUUCAAUGAGUGUAUUUAUUACUCGUGUAAUCGGUCUACCAAGAGGCUCUUUACUGAAUCGAUACAGUAAUGUCAUAAUCAUAUUUAUGCUCUCUGGUCUAAUGCACAUCGCAAUAGAUACCGUGCAGGGGAUUCCAAGCCAGGAAUCAGGCGCUUUCUUAUUCUUUACCUCAGCACCUAUGGGGAUAAUGAUCGAAGAUGGCAUUACAGGCCUUUGGAAGUCUCUUUGUCCCCGCGUUGAAACAAAAUCGACUCAACAAUCUGUCCACUUGUGGCAGAGAGCUCUUGGUUUCUGCUGGGUUGGGGCUUGGUUGGGGAUUACCUCGACCCUUUAUCUGUACCCGCAGAUGAGACGUCCCGAAAACUCAGCUUUAGUUCCUUUCAGCUUUGCAGAGUAUGUUGGUCUGCCAUUGGGUGGGUUUGCUGGGUUUGUUGGCAUAAUUGGUCUUGUUGUAGCCUGGUUGCUUAAGGCUGAGAUAUAG
Molecule: messenger RNA, 1263 nt
Organism: Penicillium taxi
Lineage: Eukaryota; Fungi; Ascomycota; Eurotiomycetes; Eurotiales; Aspergillaceae
Gene: pyr8
Product: acetyltransferase pyr8
Exons: 2
Coding region: 1-1263 (420 amino acids)
Biological process (GO): lipid metabolic process
Source: RefSeq, a predicted model, not a curated record